This is a messenger RNA of Anthostomella pinea, 1620 nucleotides long. Lineage: Eukaryota; Fungi; Ascomycota; Sordariomycetes; Xylariales; Xylariaceae. The record is from the annotation of a GenBank genome assembly.
AUGAGGUUGUUGUCAACCAUUCUCUCCCUCGCCCUGGCGACUGAUGUCGCUGUGGCCAGCACCUGGUUCUCCAAAGCUGCCUACAACAAGUGGCACGAGACAGAGCUUGAGCGUUGGCUCUCCGAUCACGACGUCCCUUACCCGAGUCCCGCCGAUCGCAAGGACCUAGAGAAUCUCAUCGAGAAGAACUGGGAAAACAAUGCCGUCGCGCCCUACAAGAACUGGGAUACUGAGAAGCUCACCUCGUACCUCAAGCAGAAGGGCGUCGAUACCAAGGAUGCCGCUGGUUCCAGCAAGGACUCUUUGAUCAGCCAAGUUGCCGGAUCUUGGUACGAGACAGAGGACAAGGCUCAAUCGUCUUGGACCAGCGCCAAGGACUGGAUCCUGGACACCUGGACCGACAGUGCCCUGAAGUCGUUUGCCGAUAAGCAUGGCAUUCCUGUUCCCCAGCCCCGAAAGCGUGAUACCCUCCUGCAAACGGUUCGUAACAACUACGAGACCGUUGCCCAGAAGGUCGGAGAGACUGCGUCCUACCCCGGCAACUGGCUCUACGAAUCGUGGACCGAGUCUGACCUGAAGGAGUGGCUUGACACUCACGGUAUCCCUGCUCCCCAGCCUACCAACCGUGACAAGCUUAUUGCCGCGGUCCGCCGCAACUCUCGCACUGCGUACCUUAAGGCGCAGGACCAGGCCGCUUCGGCUUCCGCCAGCGCCAAUGCUGCCUAUGCCACUGUCACCGACAAGCUUAUCGAUGCCUGGGGCGAGUCUCAACUCAAGGAAUUCUGUGACAAGAACGGGAUCAACGUCCCUCAAGGCACCAAGACCAACGAGCUCCGCGCCCUUGUCCGCAAGCACCGCUCUGAGAUACUCGGUGAUUCUGUCUCGGCCUCUGCCGCUAGUGCUUUUGGUGCUGCAACCAGCAACGUUGGCAACUCAUACACCAAGGCUACCGACACUGUCAGCCUCGCCGCUCAGGAAGCGUUCGAUGCCACCGUUGGCACGUGGUCUGAUAGCAGACUGAAGGCUUAUCUCGAUGCACGAGGAGUUCCUGUCCCCCAGGGCACCAAGACCGACGAGUUGCGUGCUCUGGUCCGACGUAACUCUCACAAGGCCGCUCACCCCAACGCUGCAUGGAGCUGGGGCGAUCUUUCUCUAGAGAACCUCAGGAAGUACCUUGCCAGCAGCGGUGACUCGGCCGCCAAGAAGGUCGGCGAGAGCAGCACUGCCACUCGUGACGAACUGGUCGAUGCCGCUCAAUCGGCGUAUGCCUCGGCCUCGAGUGCAGGCGGCGGUUCAUACGCCUCGGCCACAAGCUUCUUGGCUCAGGCUACCGGUUCCGCCAAGCAGAGCACAUUCGACACCUGGAGUGAGAGCGAUCUCAAGUCUUACCUGGACAGCUACGGUGUUCCUGUCCCUCAGGGCUCAACCCUGAACCAGCUCAAGGCCGAGGUGCGCAAGCAGUCCACCUACUUCAAGUAUGGAACGACCAGCCCUACCGGCACAGCCUUUGCCAAGAUCGGCGAGAGCGUUAAGGGCGCUUAUAACUGGGUUGCGGGUCAGCUUGGUGCUGGCUCCGAGGCUGCCAAGUCUAAGGCGAAGAACGUCAAGGAGGAGUUGUAA